CAGCUCUCCAGCCAGGUCCCCGAGCACAGCCCGGUGGUUUACGGGACCGUGGAGAACACCCAUCUCGCUGCCAGCGCCCCCGCCGCUGCGACUGGCAACCCGAAGCAAGAAGAGAAGCCAAAACCAGAUCCAGUAUUAAAACCACCUUCUCCAGUCCUCAGACCAGAACCUACUGGGGAGAAAAAAGAUCAAGCUGGCCAGACGGCUGAGACCACCUCAGUGGAAACCCCACCAGAACUUCCUCUUGCUCCAUCGCCAACCCCGGCUGCUCCCGUCGCGGCCGUCUCUAGUGCUGCUGCUGCUGCUGUUGUCACCGUUCCCAGUAAAUCCACAUUCACAGCUGACUCAGAGGAGAAAUGUGAACUGGCUUCCCCAAAAGAGGAGGCAAUGCCUAUAUCCAAUGCCGCGCCCUGCACGGACGCAUUGGACCCUUCUCCAGUGGAAGAGGCUGAUGCCGAGGUGUGCAAGGAGCCUGCUAGUGUAGCAUCUAGUGAUAUCCCAGUGACUGCUAGUACUAAUCUAAUUAACGAAACGAACGGAGUUAGUGAAAUAGUAACUGCUGCAGAGAGCGUAGUAGAUGUAGCCCAGGCGGAAGUCGCGCCGUUGACUGUUGAGUUGGAGACACCAGAAGCACCUCCAGCAGAAGUGGAAAGCGUGCCAUCUUCCAGUGCUCUUCACGCUGCUCCCUCUCCUCCUCCCACCCCACCUCCCACCCCUCCGCCUCCUUCUCCUCCGAUUUCCAUUGCUGCUGCUGCUGUUACCACUACAACUCCUUCUCCGCCUCCUCUUCCAUCUCCGAGUGCCCUCCCUGUUGUUCAGGGAGAUUUAGAAGGAGAGGAGAGCACAAGAACUACUCUUAGCGAAGAGGUGAAAGAUACUGAAAAGAAGGAAGAGACAGAAGCGGAUGGGCAACUGGAGGAGAGCACGGAAGCUCAGAGUUUAAACUCGAGCAAGAGUCCUGUCCCAGCCCAGACAGCUGUAACUGCACCAAAGACGUGGAAGAAACCAAAAGACCGGACCCAAGCCACUGAGGAGGUGAUGGAGGCAGAAACAGAGCCUAAGGUAGAAGAGGAACCUUCAGGUGACAAAGUACUUGAAUCCGAACAGGAGAAGAUGAGCCACGGGUUUCAACUGGAGAGAGACCCCUCUGAGCUUAAAAAAGCAAAACCUGUGGAAGAAAACGGCGAGCAGGAAGCGGAACCUGUCCGGAACGGUGCCGAGAGCGUUUCAGAGGGAGAAGGAACCGAUGUGAACUCCGGCUUCACAGAGAGCUCCGGCGAAGGGCCGGUGUACCAGUACAAACCAGAGCAGUGGAAGCCCCUGGACCCGGAGGGGAAGAAGCGGUACGACAGGGAGUUCUUGCUGGAUUUCCAGUUCAUGCCUGCCUGUAUCCAAAAGCCGGAGGGGCUGCCUCCCAUCAGCGAUGUGGUUCUCGACAAGGUCAGCCAGCCGAAGCUGCCGCUGAGGACUCUGGACCCGCGGAUACUGCCUCGAGGCCCGGACUUCACGCCAGCCUUUGCCGAUUUUGGGAGGCAAGCCCCUGGUGGAAGAAACGUAGCUGGAAGUGCCUGCAAAGUGCAGAGCAACCCUGGAUUGCCUUCCCUGGCUCGGUGCGGUUCCCCAGCAUGCCCUCUCUUGGUCUCGCCUCACCCACCAUUGAGGAACCUGCCGAUAGGGUUGUUGAAUGUUGGACCGAGGAGAUCUCAGCCAGGCCAGAGGAGAGAGCCCAGGAAGAUCAUCACCGUGUGCGUGAAGGAGGACGUCCACCUGAAGAAGGCAGAGAACGCCUGGAAGCCAAGCCUGAAGAGGGAGAACCAGACCGAGGACCCGGAAAACGUCAAAACGCAGGAGCUGUUCCGCAAGGUACGAAGCAUCUUGAACAAGCUGACGCCCCAGAUGUUCAAUCAGCUGAUGAAGCAAGUGACAGACCUGACGGUAGAUACGGAAGAGAGGCUGAAAGGAGUCAUCGACCUGGUCUUCGAGAAGGCUAUCGAUGAGCCCAGCUUCUCGGUGGCGUACGCCAACAUGUGCAGGUGUCUUGUGACGCUGAAAGUGCCCAUGGCAGAUAAACCUGGGAGCACCGUAAAUUUCCGCAAGUUGCUGUUAAAUCGCUGCCAGAAGGAAUUUGAAAAGGACAAGGCUGACGACGACGUCUUUGAAAAGAAGCAGAAAGAACUUGAAGCUGCUACCACUCCAGAGGAGAAGACGCGGCUCCAUGAUGAGCUGGAAGAGGCCAAGGACAAAGCCCGACGGAGAUCCAUCGGGAAUAUAAAAUUCAUUGGUGAGCUUUUCAAACUGAAAAUGCUGACGGAGGCUAUCAUGCAUGACUGCGUGGUAAAGCUGCUGAAAAACCACGACGAGGAGUCCCUCGAGUGCCUUUGCCGCCUGCUGACUACCAUUGGCAAGGACCUGGACUUUGAGAAGGCGAAGCCUCGCAUGGACCAGUAUUUUAAUCAGAUGGAGAAGAUUGUGAAAGAGAGGAAAACAUCUUCAAGGAUUCGGUUCAUGCUUCAGGAUGUAAUAGACCUAAGGCUGUGCAACUGGGUUUCCCGGAGAGCAGACCAGGGCCCGAAGACCAUCGAGCAGAUUCAUAAAGAAGCCAAGAUUGAAGAGCAAGAAGAACAGAGGAAGGUCCAACAACUCAUGACCAAAGAGAAGAGGAGACUGGGUGUCCAGCGGGUCGAUGAAGGCGGUUGGAACACUGUGCAGGGGGCAAAGAACAGCAGAGUGCUGGACCCCACCAAGUUCCUUAAAAUCACCAAGCCCACAAUAGAUGAGAAGAUUCAGCUUGUGCCUAAAGCCCAGUUGGGCAGCUGGGGAAAGGGCAGCAGUGGUGGAGCAAAGGCGAGCGAGAUGGACUCCUUACGACCAAGUGCCACUAGUUUGAACAGAUUUUCUGCGCUGCAGCCUCCAGUCUCAUCCGUAUCUGCCUCAUCCGCAUCCUCAGAAUUAGAUUCUCGCAGGGCCUUAACGAGUCGCGGGAGCACGGGCAGGGAGAAGAACGACAAACCUCUCCCGCCUUCCCUCUCCCGCCCCAACACCUUCCUCCGGGGCAGCAGCAGCAAAGAGCUGCUGCUCGACAAUCAGGCGCAAGAGGAGCAGCGGAGAGAGAUGCUGGAGACGGUGAAGCAGUUAACGGGCGGCAUGGAGGUGGACAGGAACAGCACGGAGGCGGAGAGGAGCAAAGCCAAGGAAUCUGCCAAGCCUGAAGCUCCCCCAGCUCCAGCGCAAGAAAAGCCUUCGCUAUCAGAAGAGGAAAUAGAGAGAAAAUGCAAAUCUAUCAUUGAUGAGUUCUUGCAUAUUAAUGAUUUUAAGGAAGCGAUGCAGUGCGUGGAGGAGCUGAGCGCCCAGAACCUGCUGCCUGUUUUCGUGCGAGUGGGAGUGGAGUCGACGCUGGAGAGGAGUCAGAUCACCAGGGAUCACAUGGGCCAGUUGUUACAUCAGUUGGUGCAGUCGGGAAAGCUGAGCAAGCAGGAUUUCUUCAAGGGUUUUUCAGAUACCUUGGAGAUGGCGGACGAUAUGGCCAUAGAUAUACCCCAUAUUUGGUUGUACCUCGCUGAGUUGGUGACCCCCGUGUUAAAAGAAGGAGGAAUCUCUAUGAGAGAACUUAUACAAGAAUUUAGCAAACCUUUGCUUCCUGUGGGAAGAGCCGGCGUCUUGCUUGCUGAAAUCUUGCACCUUCUAUGCAAACAAAUGAGCCAUAAGAAAGUGGGAGCCUUAUGGAGGGAGACUGGCCUCAGUUGGAAGGACUACUUACCCGAAGGGGAGGAUGUACAUACCUUUCUCAUGGAACAAAAGUUGGACUUCACGGAGUCUGACUGUUCCAGUUCCUCAGAAGCACUUUCAGAGAAAGAACUCUCUGCGGAAGAGCUGAACAAGCAGCUAGAGAAACUCAUUGUUGAGGACAAGGCGAACGAUGAACAAAUCUUUGACUGGGUAGAGGCUAAUCUAGAUGAAAGCCAGAUGAGUUCACCGACAUUCCUUAGAGCUUUAAUGACAGCAGUUUGUAAAGCAGCUAUUAUAGCGGACUCUUCCAGCUUCCGUGUGGACACUGCUGUUAUCAAACAGAGGGUGCCGAUCUUACUCAAGUAUCUAGACUCAGACACAGAGAAGGAACUACAAGCACUUUAUGCACUACAAGCAUCAAUAGUAAAACUUGAUCAGCCUCCUAAUUUGUUGCGGAUGUUUUUCGAUUGCCUGUACGACGAGGAGGUGAUAUCGGAGGAUGCCUUCUACAAGUGGGAAAGCAGCAAGGACCCAGCGGAGCAGAACGGGAAAGGAGUAGCGCUAAAAUCCGUCACGGCGUUCUUCACGUGGCUACGAGAGGCCGAAGAGGAGUCGGAGGAUAAUUGAAACUUAAAAUACAGAGAGGAAAAAAAAAAAAAAACAAAAAAAAUAAAAAAAAAAGAAACAAUUUAAGUAUUUUUUUAAAAAGUUUCACGUCUUCGCCAAUCACAGUGCAGAAAGGCCAAUUCUCGCGCAGACCCCCCUUCCCCCGCACAGGCACGAGUGGGAGAGGUAAAAAUAAACACAGAGGUGAUCAUGGAGGAAAAAAGGUACUUGAAAACAAAAAAAGUAAACUUCAAACCUGAGGGCGGGAGCACUAAACCAAAAUACAUGUAUUAUUUAUAGAAAAUAUUUUCUGUUUUAAUCUUUUUUUUGUUUGUUUUUCUUUUCUUUUUAAACAAGGACUCAUACUUACAAAAAACACAAAGCGAAACAAAUCUGUUUAGCAAAAAAAAAAAAAAAGUUGGAAACUUUUAAUUUAUUAUUUUAAGGACUGCAAAUGUCAGUGUAAUUUUUAAAUUUGCAGUUUCUGUAAACAAAUUGUAUAAUAGAACAAAAGCAGAGAAAUAAAUUUCCCUCCCCUUCAUAUGCACCUCAAGUUUUGUUUCAAAGCAUGAUAAGUAGACAAAACUUUCAAGGGGGUUGGGGUAAGCUAGAUGAGGAAGAGAUCAAUUUUUUUCUUUUUUUUUUUUUUUAAUUGUCAUCAGAUUUUUCUGCCUGCCUCUCAGCUUGCUUCAGAAAUUUAAAAAGAAAAUAGUAAUCAAAACGUACAUAACCUUGGAACGGAGGAAAUACAUUUGAGAAUACCGCUGCGGACCAGAGCGCUCCGAAAAUAACUCAUUCAAAACAGUGCUACCCUGGGGAAAAAGUCCUAGUGAUACUUUCAGAACCUUUAGAGCAACUUUAAGGCUUGUAAAUACAUAGAACAAAUAUUUAAAAAAAAAAAAAAAAAAAAAGAGAAAAAAAGAAAUUGACUCAAUACUAUUUCUUUUCACUUUCAAAAUAUAAAGAACAAAAUAAAGACAAACAU
Messenger RNA from Tauraco erythrolophus (red-crested turaco), 5317 nucleotides. Lineage: Eukaryota; Metazoa; Chordata; Aves; Musophagiformes; Musophagidae. The record is from RefSeq and is a predicted model, not a curated record.